UUUUUUUUUUUUUUUUUUUUCUUUUAACAUGAAGUUCACCAUCUUGACAACCGCCUUAGUGAUGGCUGGCUAUGCCACUGCCGUUCCUAUGGUCAACCCUAAUUCUUUCUCCGAUGGUGGGUACGUUGCACCUUUGUAUGCUCCUAUGGAAGCUGAGGCAGUUCGAGGCUCUUACAUUGUUGUCCUCAAGAACAACCUCUCGGUCCAACAAGUGGAGAACCAUGCCGAAUGGAUCAGCUCCAUGUCCGCUGCCUACUCAUUUAACAAUGGUGGGGAUUACUUGGACGGCACCAACGAACAAGGCAUCAACCAUGUUUAUGAAAUGCCAAGCUUUAAGGGUUACUCGGGUAAAUUCGACAAGAAGUUGUUGGACGCCAUUCGUCAAUCGGAUGAAGUUGCCUAUGUCGAAGAAGACUCCGUUGUCUAUGCCAGUGAGUUACAACGUGGUGCUCCUUGGGGUCUCGCUCGUAUCUCUACUCGUAACAGACUCUCACUUCGUAACUUUAAUAAAUACAACUAUGAUGCUAAUUCGGCCGGUGAGGGUGUCAAGGUCUAUGUGAUUGAUACUGGUAUCAAUAUCGAUCAUGUUGACUUGGAAGGUCGUGCUAUCUGGGGUAAAACUAUCCCCAAGAAUGACGAGGAUGUGGAUGGAAACGGUCACGGCUCUCAUUGUUCAGGUACCAUUGGCGGAAAGAAAUACGGUGUUGCCAAGAAGUCCAUCCCUGUUGCCGUCAAGGUCUUAGCCUCCAAUGGCUCUGGCUCUAUGAGUGACGUUGUAAAGGGUGUCGAUUGGGCCACCAGUGAUUUCCUCAAAGAUAAGAAGGCUGCACUUCAAUCUGGUAAAAAGUUUAAGGGAUCCGCAGCAAACAUGAGUUUGGGUGGUGGAAAAUCACCUUCAUUGGAUGCUACCGUGAACGGUGCAGUGGAUGCUGGUCUUGUCUUUGCCGUGGCUGCUGGUAACGAUAACAAGGAUGCUUGUGGUUAUUCUCCUGCCAGAGCUGAAAAGGCCAUCACGGUGGGCGCCUCUACCAUCUUUGAUGAAAGAGCUUAUUUCUCCAACUUUGGUAAGUGUGUCGAUGUCUUUGCUCCUGGUUUGAACAUUGAGUCCAUCUGGAAUACCAACAAGCGUGCUACAAACACUAUCUCCGGUACAUCCAUGGCCUCUCCUCAUGUUGCUGGUUUAGCUGCCUAUCUCUUGGCUUUAUCUGAACCUGGUACCACUCCCAAGGAAAUCAAGAAGCAACUUCUUGAAUUGAGUACACCUAAUGUAUUCAAGGACCUUCCCAAGGAUACCCCCAAUCUCUUAAUCUACAACGGUUUCGAGUAAAUCUUUCAACUUUUAUACAAAUGCUUAUACUAUCGGAAAUAUUAUUUUUUUUCUUUUACAUAAAUUCUCUCUCUCUCUCU
Molecule: messenger RNA, 1407 nt
Organism: Mucor mucedo
Lineage: Eukaryota; Fungi; Mucoromycota; Mucoromycetes; Mucorales; Mucoraceae
Product: serine protease
Exons: 1
Coding region: 29-1327 (432 amino acids)
Biological process (GO): proteolysis
Molecular function (GO): serine-type endopeptidase activity
Source: RefSeq, a predicted model, not a curated record